This is a messenger RNA of Vollenhovia emeryi, 1073 nucleotides long. Its product is annotated as bridging integrator 3-like. The transcript has 4 exons. Lineage: Eukaryota; Metazoa; Arthropoda; Insecta; Hymenoptera; Formicidae. The record is from RefSeq and is a predicted model, not a curated record. Gene Ontology annotation, cellular component: actin cortical patch; cytoplasm. The coding region runs from base 269 to 1069 and encodes 266 amino acids. Gene Ontology annotation, molecular function: protein binding; lipid binding. Gene Ontology annotation, biological process: actin cortical patch localization; plasma membrane tubulation; endocytosis.
GCUGUAUCUAAAUAAACAAUCUGCGAGGUAACAAGCGGACGUUCUUAUCGCGCGCCGUUCAAGAAUUAUUAUUAUGUGACGUCACUUGUCCGAGCGCACGGACGCAGGACCUCGUCGAGGGUACGAUCGCGUGAACGUUGCACGAGUCGCCGGACGAGCGUGAGAUUACGAAUAAAGAUCGCGGACAGCUGCAAGAGCCCGAGCAACUCGUCGUCCGGGCUCCAGAGUCACCCAUGUAGACGCGGACGCUUGCCGAGCGACAUCGAAUAUGACGUGGAAUCCUUUAAAGAAGAACUACCUGACCCAGAGGCCGACUUCCGCGCCGCCGCUCUUGUCCUAUGCGGAGGACAAAGAGCUGGACGUUGUCGUCCAGCAGCUCAUCUAUGUCGAAAGCGCAAUAAGAAAAAUGACCAAGGAGAUGAAGAAGUACAUAGGAUCCCUGACGUAUCUGGACAGAGCUGACCAGCGACUAAGUACGAAUCUCAUCAAUUGCGGGCUGGCGCAGAGUAACAACGAGUGUAGAAGAAUAGUGGAAGAGUACUAUUCCGUCGCUACACAAGUGGGAAAGAACGUUCAGGAGAUCAGCAACUUGUGCUACAAGACGUUUAUCGAACCUCUGAAGAAGUUCAGAAAUGAAUUUAUCGCCAUUGCUGCGGCACUGACGAAACGCGAGGAUCUAGUGGCUACCUGGAAAUACGUGUACAAUCGUAUGAAAAAGUUGCAGGAGAAAAAGGACAGGACGGCGAAUCACAUCGCGAAGCUGGAGAGAGAACGGCGAGCGGAGGAGAUGGCCGCUAAAGAGUUGAAGACUAUACACGCUCAGUUGCUCACGGAGCUGCCGAUGUUUCUCGGGAAAAGAUUGGAGUACAUCAAUCCGAGUAUUCACGCUGUGAUUAUGAUACAGUUAAAUUAUUACGGGCACGCGACGCAGUUGUACACGCAAUUGAUGCCCAUCGAGUGUUCCUCCGCGUUCGCGUCGAGCACAACGGUACCUGAGGAGGAACAUCAGCGAGUUAUCAACACUGAAUUAAAUAGAUUGAGAGCGCUAACUAUAGUAAAGGACCACUGAAUGA